AGUUACUUGUUGCAAAUAAUUACCACCAACUGGUUCAUCGUUUUUCUUACGAUCAUUAAUAACAGUUAUUUAAUAAAAAAAUAACAUCCUGUAUCGUAGAGAACGCGAUAAAAAUGUCAAUGAGUUUUGUCAUACACUUGAACUUGUAGAAUUCGAGUCUAAAUAAAUCCUACAGUGUCCAUUGUAUCUUUGUUGUUUAUUAACCAGUAAUUGAAAGAACUUGCACUUUGGCAUAAGCACUCCUUUGUAUGCGAAUAAUAUGUAAAGUGUGUUUGUAAACCUGUGUUGUGUUAUUUGUCUAUUUUGUGUACAUUAAAGUGUAAAUAAAUACACCUCUAAUUAUUCGUAAUGAAAUCAGAAGUGUGCACAUUAGUUCUAGCAUUAUGUGUGGUUUUGGUGAAUCCUAUGUCUCUGUUAGGUCCAAGUUUUACUCGCUACGAUCCAUGCGGGCUUGGUCUGAUACAGUUUGACAAGACCUUGACUGAACAUUUGUGGACCGGUGUGUUGAAUUUCGGUCUUUAUCCUGAUUUAAACGAAGUUGUGGUUACCAUAGAGUUUAAGGAUGUCAUACGAUUUGCUUGGACACCAGACAAAAGUGAGAUAUUCUUUAGAGGGAACGCAAAGAAUUUGAUAAUAAAACCGUUUGGGGUUCCCCCAAAGAGGUACAUCUUCUACGUUCUUCUAUUAGCCCAAGCUGAAGUUCCAGUUGUUACUUCUUUCAAGCUCAACAAUCAGACACUUUGCAGUGAAGAAGAGAAGGCCGCUCAAACCACAGACUCCUUCAACCUAACCAAAGAGCACAGUAGUUACCAGCACGUCUGCGGUCGUCGGUCCAUAGACCACACUGAGCUGGUGACGACAGGCGCCGACGCUCGGGACGGGGACUGGCCGUGGCACGUCGCCAUGUUCAUAGUGGACGCCGUGGAUAAGAAGAAGGAAGUGUACCAGUGCGGUGGAAGUAUUGUUUCUUGGACUACAGUUUUGACGGGUAAGGGUUUUAUCAUUUCUUGGACUAGUUUUGACCGUGAAGACAGUAGACACCAGCACGUCUGCGGUCGUCGGUCAAUAGAGCACACUGAGCUGGUGACGACAGGCGCCGACGCUCGGGAAGGGGACUGGCCGUGGCACGUCGCCAUGUUCAUAGUGGAUGCCGUGGAUAAGAAGAAGGAAGUGUACCAGUGCGGUGGAAGCAUCAUCUCUUGGAAUACUAUUUUGACUGAAGACAGUAGAUACCAGCACGUCUGUGGUCGUCGGUCCAUAGACCACACGGAACUGGUGACGACAGGCGCCGACGCUCGGGAAGGGGACUGGCCGUGGCACGUCGCCAUGUUCAUAGUGGAUGCCGUGGAUAAGAAGAAGGAGGUGUACCAGUGCGGUGGAAGCAUUAUUUCUUGGACUACUGUUUUGACUGCUGGCCACUGUGUGAGCUCUAAAGGAACUAUAACGGAGGCUCACCGGGUGCUGUUGGUGGCGGGAACUGCUAACCUCUCUGACUCCAGCGCUCCAGGACUGCAGAGAUUUUAUAAUUUUCAGGCCAAGAAAGUAAUCUUGCAUCCUAGCUACACCGACGACCUGCCAACUGCAGACCUGGCGAUCCUGAAAGUAGACAAGCUGACGUUCACCAAAUACAUACAACCAAUCUGUCUAUGGACUCCCAACUACCCUUACGACAAAAGUCUACUGUUUGGUAAAGAUGCUACGAUCCUCGGCUUCGGCCUAACAGAAAAGGACGUUUUCUCCAAGACCCUUCGCACGAGCAACACGGUGGUACAGACGGACGCGGCCUGCAUCGCGUACGCACCGGACUUAUACCCGCGCCUGCUGAACGAGUUCUCCUUCUGUGUUGGCUACGGACCUAAGUAUGUAAUAAACCCGCGUAACGGCGACAGCGGCAGCGGCCUCCUCCUACCAGUGCAACAAUCGGACCACAAGAUCGCGUGGUUCUUGCGCGGCGUGCUGUCCAAGUGCGGCAUGAAGACGGGCGCGGCGCGGUGCGACCCUGCCUACUACGUAGUGUACAGCGAUGUCGCGCCGCACUACACGUGGAUCGCACACCAUGCGGGGUUGAAGUACCACGCGUAGGGUGAUAGGUCACAAAACUAGUGGAAAAAUAAAUAUUUUUUUAAAGUUUUUUUAAGGAUCUCUGAAGGUCAAGGUUAUAAGGUCAAUGAAUAAAAAAAAUGUGUAAGUACGUACAUAAAUUUAAGAUUAAUAUAUUGUAUUUAAAGUAAUUAUACUCUCUGUAAGAUUAAACUAACUUAAGCUUUAUUUACUCAGAUAUAAACCAAAUUUAAGUAAA
Messenger RNA from Plutella xylostella (diamondback moth), 2299 nucleotides. Lineage: Eukaryota; Metazoa; Arthropoda; Insecta; Lepidoptera; Plutellidae. The record is from RefSeq and is a predicted model, not a curated record.